Molecule: messenger RNA, 3000 nt
Organism: Galeopterus variegatus (Sunda flying lemur)
Lineage: Eukaryota; Metazoa; Chordata; Mammalia; Dermoptera; Cynocephalidae
Gene: RAI14
Product: retinoic acid induced 14
Exons: 17
Coding region: 43-2985 (980 amino acids)
Biological process (GO): signal transduction
Cellular component (GO): membrane
Molecular function (GO): actin binding
Source: RefSeq, a predicted model, not a curated record
AAAAAUCUCCUCUAGAGCUUCCGAAGGCUGAAUGGGCCAAACAUGAAGAGCUUGAAAGCGAAGUUCAGGAAGAGUGAUACCAAUGAGUGGAACAAGCACGAUGACCGGCUGCUGCAGGCCGUGGAGAAUGGGGAUGCGGAGAAGGUGGCCUCGCUGCUGGGCAAGAAGGGGGCCAGUGCCACCAAGCACGACAGCGAGGGCAAGACCGCUUUUCAUCUUGCUGCUGCAAAAGGACAUGUGGAAUGCCUCAGGGUCAUGGUCACGCAUGGUGUGGAUGUGACAGCCCAAGAUACUACCGGACACAGUGCUUUACACCUCGCAGCCAAGAACAGCCACCAUGAGUGCAUCAAGAAGCUCCUGCAGUCUAAAUGUCCAGCCGAAAGUGUUGACAGCUCUGGGAAAACAGCUUUACAUUAUGCAGCGGCACAAGGCUGCCUUCAAGCUGUGCAGGUUCUCUGUGAGCACAGGAGCCCCAUAAACCUCAAGGAUGUGGAUGGGAAUAUACCGUUAAUUCUUGCAGUACAAAAUGGCCACAGUGAGGUCUGUCGCUUUCUCCUGGAUCAUGGAGCAGAUGUGAAUUCCAGGGACAAAAAUGGAAGAACUGCUCUCAUGCUGGCCUGUGAGAUUGGCAGCUCUAACAUUGUGGAAGCCUUAAUUAAAAAGGGUGCAGACCUAAAUCUUGUAGAUUCUCUUGGAAACAAUGCCUUACAUUAUUCCAAACUCUCAGAAAAUGCAGGAAUUCAAAGCCUUCUAUUAUCAAAAAUCUCUCAGGAUGCUGAUUUAAAGACCCCAACAAAACCAAAGCAGCAUGAUCAAGUCUCUAAAAUAAGCUCAGAAAGAAGUGGAACUCCAAAAAAACGCAAAGCUCCACCACCUCCUAUCAGUCCUACCCAGUUGAGUGAUGUGUCUUCCCCAAGAUCAAUAACUUCAACACCACUUUCAGGAAAGGAAUCAGUAUUUUUUGUUGAACCACCCUUCAAGGCUGAGAUCAGUUCUAUACGAGAAAACAAAGACAGACUAAGUGACAGUACUACAGGUGCUGAUAGUUUAUUGGAUAUAAGUUCUGAAGCUGACCAACAAGAUCUUCUUGUCCUACUGCAAGCAAAAGUUGCUUCCCUUACUUUACACAAUAAGGAGUUACAAGAUAAAUUACAGGCAAAAUCACCCAAGGAGGCAGAAGCAGAUCUAAGCUUUGACUCUUACCAUUCCACCCAAACUGACUUGGCCCCAUCCCUGGGCAAACGUAAUGAAACAUCUCCUGAAGACUCCAAAUCAUCUCCAUCUGUCCUAACACAUUCCCUGAGUAAAUCCACUAUCAACAGUGAUAUCAGAAUUCAGCAACUGCAAGAGAUGUUGCAAGACUUGCAGAAGAGAUUAGAGAGCUCUGAAGGAGAGAGGAAACAGCUACAGGCCAAACUCCAGUCCCAAAGGACAGAACUGGUGUGCUUAAACAACACAGAAAUUUCAGAGAAUGGCUCUGACCUCAGCCAGAAACUUAAAGAAACGCAGAGCAAGUAUGAGGAGGCCAUGAAAGAAGUCCUUAGUGUGCAGAAACAGAUGAAACUGGGUCUCCUCUCACCUGAGAGCGUGGAUAGUUACUCACAUCUCCAAGAGCUGAGGGUCACCGAGGAGGAAAUAGAUGUGCUGAAGCAGGAUUUGCAGAAGGCACUAGAAGAAAGUGAAAGAAAUAAAGAGAAAGUAAGAGAGUUAGAGGAAAAACUUAUAGAGAGGGAGAAGGGUGUAGUGAUUAAGCCCCCUGUGGAAGAGUAUGAGGAAAUGAAAAGUUCAUAUUGCUCUCUUAUUGAGAAUAUGAAUAAGGAGAAAGCAUUUUUGUUUGAGAAAUACCAAGAGGCCCAAGAAGAAAUCAUGAAGUUAAAAGACACACUAAAAAGUCAGAUGACGCAGGAAGCCAAUGAUGAAACUGGGGACAUGAAAGAGGCCAUGAACAGGAUGAUAGAUGAACUCAAUAAACAGGUGAGCGAGCUGUCACAGCUGUACAAAGAAGCCCAGGCUGAGCUGGAGGAUUAUAGAAAGAGGAAAUCUCUAGAGGAUGUAACAGCCGAAUAUAUCCAUAAAGCAGAGCAUGAUAAACUGAUGCAAGUGACCAACGUGUCCAGGGCUAAAGCAGAAGAGGCACUGUCCGACAUGAAGUCUCAGUAUUCAAAAGUGUUGAAUGAGUUGACCCAGCUGAAACAACUGGUAGACGCACAGAAAGAGAACUCUGUCUCCAUCACAGAACAUUUGCAAGUGAUAACCACACUGCGGACUACUGCAAAAGAGAUGGAAGAAAAAAUAAGUAGUCUUAAAGAGCACCUUGCAAGCAAGGAAGUGGAAGUGGCAAAGCUGGAGAAACAACUCCUAGAAGAGAAAGCUGCUGUGACCGAUGCAAUGGUAUCCAGGUCUUCCUAUGAAAAGCUCCAGUCAUCCUUAGAGAGUGAAAUGAGUGUGUUGGCAUCUAAAUUAAAAGAGUCAGUUAAAGAGAAAGAGAAGGUCCAUUCCGAGGUUGUCCAGAUCAGAAGUGAGGUCUCACAAGUGAAAAGGGAAAAGGAAAAUAUUCAGGCUCUCUUGAAAUCCAAAGAGCAAGAAGUAAAUGAACUUCUGCAAAAAUUCCAGCAAGUUCAGGAAGAACUUGCAGAAAUGAAAAGGUAUUCUGAGAGCUCUUCAAAACUAGAGGAAGAUAAAGAUAAAAAGAUAAAUGAGAUGUCGAAGGAAGUCACCAAAUUGAAGGAGGCCCUCAACAGCCUCUCGCAGCUCUCCUACUCAACAAGCUCGUCCAAAAGACAGAGUCAGCAGGUGGAAGCGCUGCAGCAGCAGGUCAAGCAGCUACAGACCCAGCUGGCUGAAUGCAAGAAACAACAUCAGGAGGUCAUUUCAGUUUACAGAAUGCAUCUUCUAUAUGCUGUGCAGGGCCAGAUGGAUGAAGAUGUCCAGAAAGUACUGAAGCAAAUCCUUACCAUGUGUAAAAACCAGUCCCAGAAGAAGUAAAGUGGAUUCCUUGGC